ACAAUAACCUAUUUUCUCUGCUUCCCACUGUCUUAAAGUAAAACAAUUACCUAAAAUAAGCCCAAAAAUUCAAACGUCUAUCAAUAGUUACGGGGAUCUUUUGGAGGAGUCAUCAGCAAAAGUUCGGAUAGUUUACAACUGUCGCCCUACCCCCUCCCCGAGAGUGAAUUUAAUCACCCCCACGCCGUUUUGGCUUCGUUUCUUCUGUGAUGCUUUGUCUUGUUGGAAAAUUGCGUUACAAUCCAAAGGAAAAGUAAAGAAAGAUUGCUGUAUAAGUUAUGCUGGUUUCGAAACUAACGCAGAGACUCAUUUGGACGAUAUGAUAGUUGACUGAUGCUUGCUUUGAUGCUUGGGGCUAGUUUACCAUUCUCAUUCUUCAAUCAUUCCUCCGGUGACUUCAUCAUGAUGCCAUCAUCUGAUCAGCUCAUUCUGGUUGUAAUCAUCAUCACCUUUAGCGUGCCGCAUAGUCAAAGUAUAAACCUCAGUGAUGAAGCUUUAAAACUAGUCCAGGAAAUCAUAAGCGAUUUCAACAACAACCCAACUGAUGGAAAAUUCGAUAGUGUGAUUGUUCUACCAUCCGGAAAGUCAGCUAUCCUUCCAAAAGUUUUUAUAUGGUGUCCUGUCCAACACUUCAACCUGCCGCUAGUUUGCCCGGUACACAAGAUCCCAUUCUUUGUCUCCCCCUUUGGAAAAGCCAGUAAAGCAAAUCUUAGAAUGGUUUAUGAUAUUGGUGGUAACGUGGUUGUUGUGCAGUCUGUUUAUAGGUGUCCAAAACCUUUUGGAUCUCUCAAGAUGCACAAGUAUCUAUCUGCAGCUCCGGAAGUACUGGAAACUCUUGCGCCAGAAAUUGUAUUAAGGCUGCCACUUUCCUUACACCAUAAGAGCGGAUUUUCUAGUGCAUUAAUAGACUACUUGAUUGUGCACAUUUGCCAAGGUCAAACUAUGCAAGAGAUAGCAGAAGGAAUAGGUUCCUUGCACUUUAGGGAAUUUGUCCGAAGAAGUGCCAUUGUAAUCGGAGAAGUAUUAGAUAAUUUCCACACUAACCCGUUGUACUCAUUCCCGAGUAAUGACAAACUUAUGCACGUCUUCUUGUGGUAUUUUCGCCAAAAGAAGGCUUCGUACAGAGCCCAUACAGAAACUCUCAGCGGAACAACUAUUGUCUGUGACAGCUCGUUCUCUCUCGGCAAGAGAGUCACCAUCAAGGGUCCUGACGACAAGACGACGGACGGUUCAGAGAUGAGCUUUGAUGGGAUGUUCAUAGCCCUUAAUGAGCAAGGGCAAAUAAUCGAGUGGAAGUUAGACAAGUUCAUGCCUUUCGAACACAAGUUACAGGCAUUAAAGCAGGUCAAAGAACGUCUUGAGAAACGUGGAAAUGAAAUAUCCAUUAUCUUAGACCCGAACUGUUGUCAAAGUCGAACAAAGUACAACGCUCUUUUUCCAGACGUUCAGAUCAAGAUGGGUAUCGUGCACGCCCUACAGAAAGUUGCCAAGUGUCUACCUAAGGAACACCCCGACACACUGGUAUUCCUGCACAAGUUCAACCAGAUCUUUAAUGAAGACUCUGUAAACAAUGCCCGAAGUGAACCUACCCCGUCACCAGAUGUAAUAGAGGCGAAUCUCAACGUCCUACUUCAUAAUUUGAAAGGAACACUUUCUGAGGAAUUACGCCACGUGCUAGACGACUUGCGAUUACAUAUUCGAUUGGGUUGCCUAUCUGGGGUACCCGCAGGAGAGGGUACCGAAAAGAUCGAGAACUUGCACCGGUUUAUGCAAAAGUCAUAUCUGUCCAAUUUGACUGUCAUAACUCCAGAAAUGGCAAUAGCCGUUCUAACCUGUCUGUUUUAUACAUGGAACUCUAAGAAGUCUAUCCAGAGCUUUUACAAAGGUAAAGGCCACAAACCGUUACCAUUAGUGCCUGUGGAAGAGUUCGAAGUGAUCUCCAGUAAAAAGUCUCAAGCUACGCCGCUUGACGAAGAGGAGAAAGACAAGAAUAAGGCGGAAAUGGUUAUACAGACAACCGAUGGGGGCCCUGACUCACCCGUGCUUGUGAUAACAGCCGAUGUAAUCAAAUACAUGAUUUCAAGGCUGAUCCACAUUGGAGAACUCGUGCAAAUGAUCCGAUACAAGUUCAAGAACAAAGCGUUUGAAGUUGUCAACUUCCCAAUCUUUUCAUCUCAUCGCUGCCAUACAGUAGAGUUAAAUGCGAAUCCUCCAGACAGCCCCGAGAAAGAGAAGAACGCAAGCACUCUCAGACAAAAUCUAUUAGACUUCGGUCUGGAGAUUGACAAAGUCCCAGGUGAUGGAAACUGUUUGUUUGGGAGUCUUGUUCUUCAGGUGAGUAAGGCGUCCCAGUCUUGUGCCGAUCUUUCCAAUCACUUGAAGAGUAUUGGACUAGGAAAGGCCCUUGAAGACGACGUUAAAAGGCUCAGAGAAGCAUGCGUCCAGGAGUUGCAUACUAACUUGACUACAUACAAGGAAUGGAUAGGAAUUGGCGACAAGGAGCUCAAAGGUGAACUGGAAAAGUUUAAGGCUGACGGAUUCUUCGCAAGUGACAUCGGUGAUCUCUGUAUCAAGGCGUGCGUCAAUGUAUUGCAAGUGCCGGUGAUAGUGGUGACGUCAUUACCCAACUCUCCAUAUUACCCAUUUCUCCCCGUCAAGUUCACCACAGCUCACCCAGUGUACGUGGCGUUUAACCAUAGCUCACCUGGCCAUUACGAUGGGACAAAAGAGCACCAGUAUGGAAUCCCUGGCCAGCAAAGAAAAAAGUGUAACUGCGGGAAGAACGCUGGCUCCAACAGUCCAGUUUGUGCGGUGGGAGAGCUGUCCCACUGCCCGUGCGCGAAAGCUGGUCUCAAGUGCCUCCCGUUUUGCCGCUGCUCAAAGCUUCUCUGCUCUAACAAGGCCCAAGCCGAAGACGUUAGCUGCUCGUGUGGUAUCACGUCCGGUUCAAAGAAGGAUUUCGUAGCCUGCUCCAAGACCGCCACUAGAGGUCGCUGUCCAUGCAUUAAAGCAGGCUUCCCCUGCACAUCAAAGUGCGCGUGUGGGAGUUGUGGAAACGACAAACCCGUUGAUGAAACAGUGGAAGAACCAGAAGAGCCAGCGGAUCCGUCUGCCGCGUCACCCGCAAGAAAACGCCGCAAGCGUAGCUCAUUUGCGCUAGGUGCAUGGGGAGGCAAGACGGAUACUGCCUUGAAGUCUGAGAAUUCUGUCCCAGGGUCGGAUUCUUGGACCGAUCUGGAAGUCAUCUGCAUCAUGGUAUGUCGGGAAGUGUUGGAGGGCUGUAAAGUGGAGGCGAGCGUGCAUAAUAUAAGCCAGAUUUACCGCUACCUGGCCAGCUCCCCAAACCUGGAAACGCUUGGUUUGAAAAUCACAACUAAAGAUGACACCCAGAUCCUGGCAAAACUACUCACCUUGCAAGCUGGUCAACAAAUCGUUGACCUUCUCUGAUUCAUUUGGUGAUUGAUGCCAGUGCGUGCUAACGGGUGAACAAAACGUUGGCCUUCUCUGAUUCAUUUUGUUGAUUGAAACAGUGAUUGAUGUCAGUGCGUGCUAGCUGAUGGACAAAUUGUUGGCCUUCUCUGAUUCAUUUUGUCGAUUUGAACAGUGAUUGAUGUCAGUGCGUGCUAGCUGAUGGACAAAUUGUUGGCCUUCUCUGAUUCAUUCAGUUGAUUUGAGCAAGUGAACAAAUCGUUUACAUUAUCUGAUUAAUUUAUCGGAGCAAGUUCUUUAAGGCUUGGGAGCUGUUAACUAGGGAAAUUGCAAACAAGCCUUGCCAAUACGAUAUUUGUGAUAUUUUUUUAAUUAUUUGACGGUUGGUGUUCAUAUUACGAAGAGCUGUAACUAUUGAUUAGACAAUCACCUGAACUAGUUGAUUCUAUGAAGUCACUCUUAUUUACUCCCCGUGUUUUCUGUGCGGUCAAGUAUUUUUUUUUGAAGACCAAGUAAGGGGCUUAGCCAGAGCAGAUCCCAGGACUCUUCCAAUUGUCGUAUAAUAGGACCGUUUUUCCUCUUUUAGAAAGUAUUGUCUUUCUGUAGAAUGGAAGUCCCUGUACUAAGCCCCCUGGCUAAGCCCCUACGCUAUAGCAAAGCAUCCGUUCAUCCAUUACACACAUGCACAAAAAGCAUUUUACACUCACCCUUUAUAGGUAUUCUUAUAGGUUUAUUGUGUAGCAUCUUUAUUAAACGUGUCUUUUUAGAA
Molecule: messenger RNA, 4198 nt
Organism: Nematostella vectensis (starlet sea anemone)
Lineage: Eukaryota; Metazoa; Cnidaria; Anthozoa; Actiniaria; Edwardsiidae
Exons: 4
Coding region: 334-3447 (1037 amino acids)
Source: RefSeq, a predicted model, not a curated record